GUGUGUCAGCUUCUCGAACAGGGAGCUGGUUCCAGAGGAGAAGAGCUUGGUUCGCUCUGAGAACGAUGUGUUCUGCUGGAAACAUAAGGAACUAUGAGGUCUUUAAGAUAAGAAGGAGCUUUAUCAUUAAGUGCUUUGUAGUUUCAACAUGUUGAGGUUGAGAAGCUCCGCACUCAGAUCAGCUGCUGCACUGAUCUCACCUUCUGCUGCUGCUCAGAGUGAGACCUCGUUGCUCGCUGCUCCCUGUGUGCGUCUCUCCACUGGCCCGCAGCAGGAACGCAAAACCUUCUACGAGUUCCGCACUUACUGUGUCCGCCCGGAUCAGAACGCCGCUUUUCUCAAGCUGACCAAUGAGAAGAUCCACCUGCGCACCGCCCACUCCGAGCUGAUCGGCUACUGGAGUGUGGAGUACGGCGGCUUGAACCAGGUCUUCCACAUCUGGAAGUAUGACAGUUACGCUCAGCGGGCAGCUGUUCGGGCUGCUCUGGCUCGGGACCCGUCCUGGGUCUCAGAGUACCUCGCCAGUAUGCUGCCGAUGCUGAAUUCUCAGGAAAACGAGGUCGUCUACCUGGUUCCGUGGAGCAGCCUGCAUAACCCACCGCAGCAGGGCGGUGUGUACGAGCUGGUUUCCUACCAGAUGCGUCCCGGCGGCCCUGCGGUCUGGGGCGGUGCCUUCCAGGCUGCGCUCACUGCCCACGACGCGCCGGGCUACGCCAAGCUGCUGGGGGCUUUCCACAGUGAGUUCGGCCAACUGAACAGAGUUCAUGCGCUCUGGUGGUUUGAAAACGCGGACCAACGAGCCGAGCAGCGACAAAAGGCUCAUACUGACGCCAGAGUGGUGGCUGCAGUCAGAAACAGUUUUGUUAAUCUCGACUCCCAGAAAAACAAACUGAUGUUUCCAUGUCCAUUCUCUCCAAUGAAGUAACUUCAUGUUUCCAUGGCAGCCCAACAAUUAAAAAAAACGGUGUCCUAACAAUGCUGUAAAAACCCAGAUUUAUCUGUCAAUAAAGUCAAACACAUUUGUC
This is a messenger RNA of Betta splendens (Siamese fighting fish), 1025 nucleotides long. RefSeq names its product nipsnap homolog 3A (C. elegans) (gene nipsnap3a). Lineage: Eukaryota; Metazoa; Chordata; Actinopteri; Anabantiformes; Osphronemidae. Gene Ontology annotation, cellular component: mitochondrion. The record is from RefSeq and is a predicted model, not a curated record. The coding region runs from base 149 to 925 and encodes 258 amino acids. The transcript is spliced from 7 exons.